This is a messenger RNA of Toxorhynchites rutilus septentrionalis, 548 nucleotides long. RefSeq lists its product as uncharacterized. The record is from RefSeq and is a predicted model, not a curated record. The coding region runs from base 6 to 542 and encodes 178 amino acids. Lineage: Eukaryota; Metazoa; Arthropoda; Insecta; Diptera; Culicidae. The transcript has 2 exons.
ACAUUAUGGGAGGCUGUCCCGUUUUGGCCAACGCAGCCUACACCGAGCGCCACAACAACGUGGCCCGUAUUGUUCAUCGACAACUGGCGCUCCAAUGUGCUCUACUGGAAGACAACGUACCAAACUACCGGUACCUGCCUGCACCUGUCCUGGAAAAUGACCGUUUCAAGCUGUACUGGGAUCGCACUGUUCUGACCGACCUCUCGAUCCACCACAACCGGCCAGAUAUAAUGGUUUACGACAAGAGCGACCGCAAAGUCACCAUCAUCGAUGUCGCUAUUCCACUGAACCAGAAUCUGGAGGAGACCCACGGUCGCAAAAUCUGCAAGUACCGACCAUUGGCCGUGGAGCUCAAGGAACUGUGGGGGCUAAGGGAGGUCCCAAGAAUUGUUCCAGUCGUUCUCUCUGGAACUGGAAUUGUCCCGAAGACACUUCUGGAAGCGCUAAAGGUGUUGAAUAUGGAGAAGGAAUUGGCCGGAAUCCAAAAGUCGGUCAUCCUUAGCACCUGCGCGAUUGUCCGACAAUUUCUCGGUCAGGACUGAAACAGC